Molecule: messenger RNA, 1000 nt
Organism: Drosophila ficusphila
Lineage: Eukaryota; Metazoa; Arthropoda; Insecta; Diptera; Drosophilidae
Product: UPF0193 protein EVG1 homolog
Exons: 3
Coding region: 114-866 (250 amino acids)
Source: RefSeq, a predicted model, not a curated record
UAAAACAACUUCACACCGAGGUUAACCUUCGAACACGCCACACAAAAUUGUCGAAGCGAUUUGUGAAGUAGAAGUCUAGUCCUUUUUUGAGCAAAAAUUUAUAGAUUGGCAGUAUGAGCCGACAUCGCUUUAACAAUGUACAGAUUAAGGCUCUUCCCGGAGGACUUAUGGCCCACAAGGAGCCGGAUGCGGAUGGCGGGCAGCCCAGUUCGAAGAAAAUGCCCUUGUGGCCAAGCGAACGUAUUGGUCCGGGUGGCUCUGGAGCUUUUCACUCAGCAAAAGUGGAGUACAGCAAGGAAACAGCCGAUCUGAUUCGAUUGCUCGUCAAAGAGUCCAAGAUGUCGAUGUUGGUACGCAAGCAGAUUGAUGAGAGUCUAAGAACUGGGGAACCUUUGCCACUUCCCGAACCGCCGCGUCCCAACACCAAAAACGAUCCGGACAAGGAGACACUGGCCAUUCUGGACCGCGCACGCAAUGCCAAGCGAAAGAAUCUUCGUCAGAUUGAGGCGAGCGGAGCUUACAAGCAGAGCUACUACCGUCCGCCGACGGAUAAUAGGAUGCAUGGGGAGAAGGCCAAGUCGCAGCUUCAGUUUACCAUGGCCGGGACUCAUUUGCCGGAUCCAGCAAUCAAGCCACGACGACGUCCACGGGAGGAGCAACUUGUAACGGAGGAGGACCUAAUUAAUGAGCUUCUCGACCAAAUCAACGAGCGUGCCGAGUGGUUGACCGAAAUGGAGUCGAUGGGUCAGGGAAAAAAGUAUCGUUCGGAAAUAAGAGAUCAAAUCGCCGAGCGUCUGCGUCGCGUUCAAGCGCUGGAAUCUAAGAUAAAGAUGAAAUCUGAUGGGGGCUUUCGUUUUGUGGACUAAACGCGUUGGUCUGUUAUCCAAGUUUACUGAGUUCUUUUAUGUAGAACAAACCAAUGGAAUAAAUUCCAAGAUUCAUUCGAAUUAUGUGGGAAUUUCUGUUAACACUCGAUUAAUAAAUAGCUUUAUUCAACUUA